Messenger RNA from Cephus cinctus (wheat stem sawfly), 1997 nucleotides. RefSeq lists its product as uncharacterized. The record is from RefSeq and is a predicted model, not a curated record. Bases 220 to 1914 code for a protein of 564 amino acids. NCBI's taxonomy places the organism in Eukaryota, Metazoa, Arthropoda, Insecta, Hymenoptera, Cephidae. The transcript has 10 exons.
GUCGAACUUCCAACCUUGAUUAUUAGGACCAGUUACUGGCACAUGUCCCCCAUUGGGGAUACAGCCAUAAGGAAAGGAAGGAAGGAUACAUAAUCAAUGUGAAGAAAUUUAAAUUGAAUUACUGUUUUAACUAAGUGUUCGAUAUUGGCUAUGUUUCAACGGUAUUUGAACGUAAGGUGGAGUACAUGGGAUUUUUACCCAUAAUUUUUCAAGUAAUAAAUGGGAGAUUUUAUAGAUCAUUUAGAUUGGGCUAUUUCUCUUGGAUGUCCACCGUCUGCUCUUACAACUGGCAUAAGGAAAUUACUUAGUAAUGGUGCACUGGGGAUUUUAAUCAAUGAAUUAUCAGAAGUUCUAAAUACAAGUUCAUUUGUAUUAGAAUCACGCAAAAAUGUUACCUUAUACAGAUUCAGAAAUGGUGGAAAUGAUACUACGAUCCAGCAUAUGAAAAAUGUUACUCGAUUAAGAAAUGAAAAGUGUGAGUUACAUGCAAAUAUUGUGUCUCAUGAAAUUUCUCACAAUAAUCAGAUAAUUUUGUUUUCUAAAAAAGCACAAAUGUUAAAACGAGAAAAAACCAAACAGUAUUUUCGUCAAGCUUGGAAGCAUUUAUUAGAAGCAAAGUCUUAUGAACUACAUACUCAAGUUGAAGAUUGUAAAAGGAUGAUUCAUAUUUGCCAACAUUUAAUGCCUACAACUGAAAUGGAUUUAACUGUUACUUUUAUGAUUGAUGAUCUUUUGACUUCAGUGAACUCUUUGUACCAUGGAGCUAAUAAAAAAAAAGUCGUUCACAAAAUAUGGGAAGCGGUGUAUCGCACUGAUAUGUGUAAAUUGUGGAAUGCUAUAUUACAAACCCAAACACAAUCUAUGGAAAAACUGGAAGCAUUAAGAGGGCAGGCACUUCACUCUACGAACAUCAGCAGAGCUAAUUUUGAUUUACAAAUUGGCAACAUAUGUGGUAAACGUGUAAUUGCUAUAUCAAAGCAAUGCCUCUACAAUACGCGAGUUAAAAAUCGUGAACAACUCAUAAUGCAGUAUAUCAAUAACAUUGAGGAACAUGUGAACUACCCUGAUGAAACAGGUGAUUGGAUUGCGUUGAUACUAGAAAUUCAAAAACUAAAAGUUAAACUACUACAAGUCAAAAACGAAAUUGACAAUAAAACUAUUCUUCAAGAUCACUCAGUAUCUACUUCUGAACUUACUGAAAUGGUAUCUACAAUUCAACGUAUCGAUAUUAGAACGGAUGAACGUAUUCGGGAUAUAAAAGAAUCGCUCGACCUCCUUAAAAUGUCGGCACUCCACAUCCAUAAAGCAGAAACAGACUCAUUUGGUGUGAUUUUUCAUCUAGCAGCUUUACGAAAUGGAAACCAACAAUCAUGGCGAAUCAUUAAUCUCAGAUCUGAACUUAAUAGUUUUGACGAUAGUUUCGACAUAAGAGCCCAGAGAAAAAUUAAAGUUAUUGGUGAUGUGAUGGGUUACAGACAUACAAUAAAUUCCAUUGACAAGGCUCUGAUAUUCAUCGAUUGGCAUUGCAUAAAAACGAUUUUACACUUUUCAUUAACAAUUACGCCAAUUUAUUAUUUACUGUGCUGCUAUAAAACCUUGGCUUUAAAUUUAUGGCUUAAGCAAUGGAUGCCUCGGUUCACGGAAGAAAUAAAUGCAUCAUUAGGAAAAUAUAUGACCAUGAGCGGCGUAUAUUGUAUUGAAAAUAACAUCAAAGAGGCGACUAAUGCCAUAGAUUUAACAAAUGCAGAGUUUUUUCAUGAAGUGAAACAAUACCACUUAAUACUUGAUACUUGGGUACAUCAAGAUGUUUUAGAAGAAUUCAUAUUCGAGGGGACUAUGGUUAACGGUACAACUUUGAAAGAAUGGUUGCGGCGAUAUAAAAUCAUACAGCAUCUUAUGCAGAGACCUGUGUAAUAUCCACCUUCAAUAUCUUUAAAACAAAGACAACUGAUUAUUUUACAUGGAUAAUAACUAAGUUGUUCUGAAUUAUCUGUAAG